UUUUUUUUUUUUUUCGAUAAUUUUUAUUGUUGAAUAUAUUUUAGUGUAGAAUUUACACACACAUGCAGACUAAUAUUUAUUUGUGUAUGUUAAAAAAGAUAAACAGAAAAAAAAAAUAAAUAUUUUACAUAAAAGUUUUUACUCCAAAACAACGUGGGAGAUUUUUCUUAGAAAAAAACUUUUAUCAUUAAUAUUUUGUUGAUAUAAUAAUUUUAUUUAAAAGUUUAUUUAUUAUAUUUUUUUUGAAUUUUAUUAUAUUGUUUAUACAUGUAUUUUAUUAGUAAACAACAAAAAAAUAAUAAAUAGAAAAUUAAAAAUAUUUUAUUACUCCAAAAUGUUUUCUUUUUUGUUUAUUAUUUCAUAACAAUGUUGGGUGUAUAUAUAUAUUUAAAACGGAUAAUUAAAUUUCUACUGAAUCAUCAUGAUGACAAUGAUAAAUAAUAAUAAUAUAUUAUUAUUUAUUAUAAUGACAUUUCAAACGUCAUUCUAACCUAGAAUUAAUCACUAUUAUUUUAUCGAUUGAGUAAGGUCAAAAGAAAAAAUCGAAAACAAUCAUAUUGCUCCAAAAUAAAUAAACAAUAAUAAUAAACAACUAUUUAUUAAAUUUAUAAAUAAAUUAUAUAACUAUUAAACAAUAAUUAAAAAAGUUAUUAAAAAAAUAGUAAAACAAAUAGUAAAAAAUUUCUGUAAGUAAAAAUAAAUUUUUAAAAACAAUAACAACUAAAACAGCUGUCAAAUUUAUUAUAUUUCAGAAAGCUUGAUUAUUUAUUUAAAAAAAAUAAAUACAAAUAUUACAUAAUGCCAAAUAAUUAUACAAAAAUUAUCAACUAAUGAAAUAUAAUUUUAAAAAUUAAUAAUGAAUACUUUUCAAGAAGAAGAAAAAAUUAUGUGGCAUCAACAAGUGUUGACACUUGAUGUAAAAUAUAAUUCUCAUCGUUUUAAAAAUAAUCAAAGUAUUGGUAUGCUUUACAUACGUCGUAGAAAUAAAAUAUUACAUGAUUAUGAAAAGUUAAAUAAUUAUAAUAUACGUUUAUUGUAUGUUAAAAUUCGUACAGAAUUAUUACGUAAACGUUAUGGAUGUAUAAACAGUGAUAGCACCACAACAAUUGAUCCAACAACAACAACAAUAAACAAUAUUAAUGCUAAACCAAAAAUAAAUAAAAAAACAACAGCUGAAUGUUUUGCAUUUGCUGGUGUUCAUCAUGUAUUUGAUCAGCAUAAAUCAUCAAUAACAUGUUUAAAAUUUGCAAAUAAUGAUAAAUCGAAAUUAUGUUGUUCAUCAUUUGAUGGUACAAUAACAAUAUGUGAUGUUAAAAAUAAACCACCAAUUAUAAUUGCAAAUUUGAGUGGUCAUAAAAAAGGUGUAACGUCAAUUGAUUGGAGUAUAAGUAAUGAUUUAAUUGUAUCAUCAUCAUUAGACACAACAAUACGUUUAUGGAGUAUAAAUAAUUACAAUAAACCAAUAUGUUUACGUGUUGUUACUGAUAAAUUUCGUUGUGAAAUAUUAUGUUGUGCAUUUGUACCGACAAAUAAUAAUUUUGUUAUAACUGGUAAUUCACAUGGUCUGUUAGAAAUAUUAAAUAUAUCAACUGGUAUUUAUCCACGUGGUGGUACUGUUAAAAUUGGUGGUAAAAUACUUGCGCUAGCAUGUGAAGAAAGUGGUGGUAAUCUUGUUUGGGCUGGUAAUGAUCGUGGUAUAAUAACAUCAUUAAAAUUAGAUGUUGGAUCUGGUGGUUUAUCAAAAUUACGAAGAAUUGAUGGUAUUGGUGGUACAGCUGCUAUAACAAGUUUGACAUGGAGAGCCUGGUUAUCACGACAAUCACCAUCACCAACACUUCUUGUUAGUAGUGCCUGUAAUACAGUAUCACUUUAUCGUGUUAUUGAUAGCCAAGGAUCACUUGGUAUUUGUAGAAAAUAUCCAAUUAAACACAGACAAUACCUCAUACGGUCAACAUUUUGUCCACAAAUGUCGGCGUGUUUAAUUGCAAGUGGAUCAGAAGAUGGAUCAAUUCAUCUUUUAGACACUUCAAGAGAAGGACAAGCUGCACAAGUUAAUAGACUACAAGGACAUUCAGCUCCAAUUCUUGCACUUGCUUUCAAUUAUGAUGAAUCACAUUUGGCAACUGGUGAUCAUGAUGGUCUUGUUAUUAUAUGGCGAAAUUAAUGAUUAUUAUUUUUAUUAUUUUAGGCGGAAAAAAUCGAUGGGUUUUGAUAAAAAAAAACUGUAAAGAUAGUGCAAUAUAUCAGUAAAAUUAUUUAUUUUUUAUUUUAUAUACAAGUAUAAAUAAUAGAUUAUAUAUUUUGUUAAACAGAAAAUUUAUAAAUAAAUAUAUUGACAAGAUAAAAAUCACAAUUUUUUGUAUGAAAUUUUGACUGAAUAAUUUUUUAGUAAUUAUUAUUUUAAUCAUUUGAUUUAUCUAGUCUUAUGUGUUCACAUGAUAAUUCAAAAAUAAAUAUAGUAUUUUAUAAUUGAUUGUAAAUAUGAGACAUGAAAAAACAAAGAUAUACAAAUAAAUGAGAAAUAACAAGAGAAAUGGAUUUCCUAUAUUUUUAAUUAUCUCUGGCUUCCUCUAGUGAUAGUAGUAUUUUUUUUUUUCAUGGCAAUGUCAGUGACCUUUUAAUACAUUUUUCAUCGAUUCAAUAGGCUGUUUUUUUUCUCUUUCAAUACAACUAAAAAUACAAAUAGUAAAAAUAUAAAUUCGAAUAACAAUCAAAUGCGAAAUAAUUAUUUUUCUUUUUUAUAAAAAUGUAAUUUUUUUUUUUUUAUUAAGCACAAAGAUGGGCAUUAUUAUAUAUUAUUGAAGGCAAUAACUGAGGAUGUUUUGUUCUGAGCCAAGUACAGCACGUAAUACAAAGAACAUGUUAGAUAAAUAGAUGAAAAUUAUUUGUAGAAUUAGUUUUAAAAAUAAAAUAAUUAUGUGCUUAUUAAAAUUAUGUAUGUUUGUGUUAACUCAACGAAAAACAAAACAAACAAUUUAUAUAAAUAUAACAAGUUAUUUUUAUAGAUAUUUUAAUUUUUAUUAUAACGAUAAUAGGUUUUUUUUCAUGUUGUUUUGACUACAUAUAUUUAGUUUUUCAAAUGAAUUAAUAGAUCAAUUAGCAAUAAUGAUAUUUAAUGUAUUGGUGAUAUUAUAAAGUUUUUUAAUUUAUAAAAGUCCUUUGUUUCUGUUUAUAUAAUAAUUAAAUAAUAAUAAUAUCAUAUGUUCUCAUUGAUUUGAAAUAAAAGAAAAAAAAAAAACAAAA
Molecule: messenger RNA, 3243 nt
Organism: Aphidius gifuensis
Lineage: Eukaryota; Metazoa; Arthropoda; Insecta; Hymenoptera; Braconidae
Product: WD repeat-containing protein 13-like
Exons: 3
Coding region: 857-2164 (435 amino acids)
Cellular component (GO): nucleus
Molecular function (GO): protein binding; promoter-specific chromatin binding
Source: RefSeq, a predicted model, not a curated record